AUGCGUUUAUGGUACUAUGGACCAGCGAAUUACGUAGUACUAUGCCGACCAUGUGCUCGAACGGCAUCGCAAUAUUCGCCCCAGCUUGCUUGGAACGGUCCGGAUCCUUCUACCGCAAGAGAACUUCUCAGUAAAACAACUGUCUUUAUACAGAUCAUCGAGGCUAGCCCUUGUGCACAGCAUCUUCCGAAAUACGAUACGAAUGUCGUGAAACUACAAGUGAAUGAUUUGCAACGUGAAGCCAGCGAAAGCGGUAUGCCUCUCACGAUCACAAAUUACUUCACAAUUGUAGUUCGGAAGAUGAUUGAACAAGUACUACAAGUAUUUUGUAAGGUGAGUUGUUGGUACUGUAUAGGAAUCAUGGGGUGUAUGUCCACCAAGCUCCAUGGACUUCCAAAAUCCAAUGCUCUGCUGAGUGAACGCCACGUUGGAUCGUGA
This is a messenger RNA of Cooperia oncophora, 438 nucleotides long. The record is from the annotation of a GenBank genome assembly. NCBI's taxonomy places the organism in Eukaryota, Metazoa, Nematoda, Chromadorea, Rhabditida, Trichostrongylidae.